AUUAUUUUCCGGAAUCGGUUUUCCACUUCAAAUUUAGUCUGAACUUUGCACAUGGUUUGGGAAGAAAUAUAAAAUUCAAAACAUGACAGCUAAUAUAAAAGUGGCUCAAUCAAGAUUUGCGUUGUUAAAGGUAGAAGACGACGAUGACGAUGAGGGAGAAACAAAAACAUCACAGGGAGGGAAAAACAACCAACAACAAUCAAAGAACAAGAACAAGAAAAGAAAAAAGAAGACAACACAAGAUGAUGAGUUAAAGAACAUGGCGUUUGGCCUGAGUGGAUCUGGAAAUAGCAGACCACAGUCGUCCCAGAGCACUACUAACAGUGUCAAAAGCAGCAAGGGAGGCAAGAAAAAUAAGGAGAUCAAACCAGAACAAUGGGAGGAAUGGAAAAAAGUGGAUGACCAACUAACAGCAGGGUUUUAUGAAAAAGAUUUACAACAGGCCUUACUUCUCAGCAAGAUGGAAUUCGAACAAAAUAAAACUCAUAAAGGUGAUUCCAAAGCAGUGGGUAAAAGUACUGAUCAACCACCAGAAGGAAAGGAUGGGAAGAAGAAAUCAAAGAAAGACAAGCCCUUAACAAUGAGUCUAGAUGAGUUCAACUCUAGUAGCCAGGCAAAGACAUUCGCUGAUGAAUUAGAAGACCUUCCCAAUUUAUCUCCGGCCUGUCAUAAAGUGGAAACACCGGAUGCUGCACCAUCAAAUGUCAAGUUUUUUGACACAGUAGAUGAUGAUGUUCAUAGAAUUUUACAGAAAGAAAAAAUGCAAGAAGAAUAUCAAAAGCAAUAUGCAGUAGAAAGUGUGAUGUCCAACAAAUACAAAAGUGAACUAAGUAAAAAAGAUAAAGAAAUAGAAUUUUUGAGAGCAACAGCAGAAAAACUAGAGACUGAACUUAAGCAAGUAAAGAAGAGAAACAAGCAGUUAUGUGUGAUAUUAGCUCAGGGAGAAAUGAAAGACAAGGCAGAGGUACUGAUGCAGGUGAACCAGUUAGGAGAGGUAAGGGACGAGCUGACAGAACAGGUCACAAGUCUUACCGCCGAGCUGGAGAAGGAGAGGUCCAAGGUGCAUGCACUCAAAGCUGAUAUUGAAAAACAAAAGGGUGGAAAGCAUACUGGUAAAUGAAGUCUCCUUGCUAAGAGAAGCAUUCUUGGGUGCUGAAGUUGGUAAAUGUGCAGUGCCUGUUGUUCUUAAAAGUCUAUCAACAACAAGAGGAAGUCUGAAGUGGAUUCUGUUUCAUGACAGCCCUGCAUUGAAGGAUACAUUUAACGUCAUAGUGCCUGUGUACUACAUUGUAUGAUUGUGUCUGAACAAACCAGAAAACAAGUUACCACGGAUAGAAUGCUCUUGAAAUAGUUCAUGUGAAAGAUAUUUCCGUAUAUGAGUCUAAAAUUUAGUUAUAGUGUUUCAGUUCUUGUACUAGAAAUUUCCACAGAAUAGAGUUUUAUGUGUACAACAUUAGUCUGAAUAUAUUAUCAGAAAGGUGAGGUACUGAAUGGAAUCAAGACCUCUGAAACAGUCAAUGUUUAGGUCAUAUCUGGGAUUCCAAACUAAGGAUAUUAUAGUUCAAUAAUUUUAAUAAGGAACUGUUAUUCAUUAAAAGUUACUUCUAAUGAAGAACCUUUGUAUAUUACAGUCUUUGAGAAGAUGAAAGUGAUCUUAGUUUAUUCACGGUGCCAAGUUUUAUAAUAGAAGAUAAAAGCAUAUUGAUUCCAGACAACUCUCACCAAGAUUGUUAUAAACUGGUAUUUGCUGGAACAGAUGUUCAUUGUGGGAUCAAUUUUAUUUUGAUAUUUUUCAAUAUUGUACUGAAUUUGUUUCCGUCUCUUAAUUCUGGUUAUAGUACAGUUUCUGUAACUUUGAAUUUUCAUAUCAGUGAUUCAGUUUUGGUAGCCAUGAUUUUAAAUUGUUAAGUUUAUAAGUUGGUUCGAUAAACCACUGCAUUUCCUAAAACUGAUUUAUCUUAACCCGUUAAAAGUGCUUGAACUAUAUAUAUUUUAGUUGUUUUUCUGGUCACAGAAUCUGCCCAAUAAUUUGCAGACACUAAAGAUUAUUGGUAAGAUAUGAAUGUCAUACAUUCCUGUUUUGCAGUAGCAAUUGAAGAGUGAACAAAAGUGGAAACAUAAAUAGUAUUACAGCAAAUCGUCUAUGUAUAACUGCGACUUCCUCUCCUGUAUCAUACAUUGUCAAGAUCAGGCCUAUAAGUCCUUUUCUUGAAACUUAAAAAAUACAUUAAACUACAUUUCAUUAACAUUUCAUUGGAGAAAAGGUUAGUGGAUGAUAUCUUAAAGCCAAAAGGUUUUGUAGGUUUAAAUCUUGUUUAAGGAAAAGUCAUAAAUAAAAAAAUUAUGUUUUUUGAAUUCA
Molecule: messenger RNA, 2359 nt
Organism: Pecten maximus
Lineage: Eukaryota; Metazoa; Mollusca; Bivalvia; Pectinida; Pectinidae
Product: G kinase-anchoring protein 1-like
Exons: 9
Coding region: 83-1120 (345 amino acids)
Biological process (GO): signal transduction
Cellular component (GO): Golgi apparatus
Source: RefSeq, a predicted model, not a curated record